AUGCACAGCGGAGGAUCAUCCUCUAGCAUGGUCGCCCAAGCUGAGAAGGAGUUCGACACAUCCGACAUUCCGAUUUCUCGGAAUCGGAAGCCUAGCAUAUUCGCCUGCACACUGGGUCCUGCCGUCUCAGACAUCGGACGGCGACACACGCAGGACUCGCCAUGGAGACUGUCUCCUACUGUGUAUUUACACGCGGUAACAGUGCCCACAGACGAUGACCUGCAUGCUCUUCUCGGAGCUGCAGAGAUCUCGGAUGUCAAAUUUCACGUGAUUGCUCUACAGGAGACCAAGUGCAGAAGGAGCGACGUACGACAGAUGAAUGACGGUACACUCGUCAUUCGUGGAGAGAAGGUUCCGUCGCGAAAUGUAGGCGGUGUUGGUUGUUUGUUGUGCAUUCAUCUGUCGUCCAUCUUGUCGAUUCUCACGAGUAUCAUCAACUGCUACUCACCAACAUCAGCAGCUGAUGAAUCCGAAUUAGACGCGUUUUACGAAAAGCUGAAGGAAGUGAUUGGCAACGAGAAGUCCUACAAAUUCGUUGUCGGAGACUUCAGCGCAAAAGGGACCGGAAUGAAAAUGGCAAUCGUCUCGCCUGGCUGUUUGUCCGCCUCUCGCCUCUUUCAUAAAAACUCUCUUUUCAUGAAGAAAGAUCAUCGUCGGUGGACAUGGGAAUCGCCCAAUAGCGCGACUCGUGCGGAGAUCGACCACAUACUCACCAACCGGAGGUGGUGUCUACUUGACGUCUCAGUAGUACCAUCCUUUUGUAGUGGUUCUGAUCACCGUCUCCCUUGUGCGAAAAUACGACUUAGCCUCACAAUGGAAAAGAACAUCUGCUAUCGGCAACGAAGGAGAAAAGAAGUCGUCUACGACGUACUCGAGGACUUCCUGUCCCAAGGUGACGAGGAGGACCCAAUCUUGGACUACGAGAUGCUGCUCAGAGGAUUACGAACCUGUGCUGAGCGUGCGUCGAAGCCGCGCACGACAAACUCGGAUCAAACUUCGAAGACUACCAAGAAACUGCAGAAGAAUAUUCUGGAAGUAGCACAAAAAAGAACGAGUCUAAAGAAGUGCCGCAGGGAUCUCCGCGAAUAUCAUAUUUCGCUAGCAGCAUUGCUGAGCGAAGACACCUCCUCUCGUCGUGAGAUGGAAAUCAUUACGGGGAGGUUCUGCUCGAACCUUUUCUGUUCAUCAACUCCUGUGUCAAGCCCGAUCAUUCCCACCGGUGAAGCUCCACCACGGAUUCUCUCUUCGGAAGUCGCUAUGAAGAGCAUGAAACCUGGCACAGCUCACGGACCUGAUUUUAUUAAUGUGUUCGGAAAGUAUCUGCCGAAGUACGGCAAAAUUUCAAAACACAAUUUUCUAACAACACUUUAUUAUUCGACGAAACAAUCUCCAUCAACAUCGACAACCUUCUGCCAAUGUCUCACAAGAUCACGGAUUUCUUUGGCGUAG
Molecule: messenger RNA, 1449 nt
Organism: Necator americanus (New World hookworm)
Lineage: Eukaryota; Metazoa; Nematoda; Chromadorea; Rhabditida; Ancylostomatidae
Exons: 6
Coding region: 1-1449 (482 amino acids)
Molecular function (GO): catalytic activity
Source: RefSeq, a predicted model, not a curated record